CCAGGACGGCUCAACUGUCUCGCUGUUUCGUUCCACGAGCGCUUCGAACAUACAGACGAGCUCGAGGAUCUCGAACAAGCCAUCUUAUACCAAGUUUGCGCCGGCGAACUCAUGCCAGAUGGCCACUCAGAUGCGGCAGAUAUCUAUCAUACGCUCAGCCAUUGGCUAUACGUCCGUUUCAAGCGCACUCAGAACCUCGAGGACCUCGAGGAGGUCCUCUCAUACCGCACGCGGAUGGUCGAUCUCACGAUAGAUGAUGAUUCUCACGCUGAUAAGAUAGAUCGGCUCCAAUGCCUAGGUGGUGCUUUGCGCACACACUUCGAGCGUACCAAGCGACUCCAGGACUUGGAUCAGUUGGUUUCGUGUUUUGUACGCGCCGUUGAGAUCACGCCAGAUGAUCAUCCCCAAAAGCCAGGCUUAUGUGACCAGCUCGGUGAUGCAUUGCGUGAGCGCUUCGAGCGCUCUGAACAACUCGAGGACAUCGAGAAGGCUGUGUUCUGGCAUACACACGCGGUUGAGCUCACCCUCGACUCACACCCUAGCAAGACAAUCUAUCUCAACAGCCUCGGUCUCUCCCUGCGCGAGCUCUUCUAUCGUACCUGGCAGUUGGAAUACCUUGAUCGUGCAGUACUAGCCUUCAGCCGCGCAGUGGAACUUCGAUCCGACGAAGAUCCCCGCAAACCGGGCGUCAUCACAAACCUAGCCAACGCGUUCGUAUCGCGGUCUAACUUCUUGAAAGACGUUGCCGAUCUUGACCAAGCCAUCGCAACCCUUCGCCACGCUGUCAAGAUUAUGCAGCCUGGUCAUCGCCAUAUGGCUCCCUGCCUCGGUAGCCUCGGGGACGCUCUGUUCGAUCGCUUUGAGCGUACUUCUCGACGAGCAGAUCUCGACGAGGCUAUCCUAUUCCAUGGACGUCUCGCUGAGCUCACGCGAGAGGGCGAAGAAUAUGGAUCUUCAGGCGCGGCGGGCCUCGCGAAGUCGUUGCUCACGCGUUUCAUCUACUUCCGUGAGCCCGAAGAUCUUACAAAGGCCAUAACGCUCUACGAGAAGGCGAAUGCCCUUACACCGGAGGGACAUCGAGACAAUCCACGACGGCUGAUCGGUCUCGCUAAUGCCUUGCGCGAACGCCACAAAGUCGGGCACGAUCAGAAACACGAAGAUAUACACGCUGCGGUGUCCGCAAUUCGCCAAGCGGUGGCGCUCACGCCCGACGGGCAUCCCGAGCUGACGCUACGACUUCAUGAGCUCGGUCAUGUCCUGCGAGAGCGUUUCCGAUGCACCAAAACACAAGAGGACUUUGACGCGACUGUUCAGGCGUUCUCUCGUUCAAUCGAUGAAGCGCGUAUAGGAGUAGCAUCCCAGCGCUUCGGUUCCGCGAUGCACUGCGUGGAGAUGCACACCGCAUACCCCGACUUCACCUCUACAGAAGCCCUCUUGUCGGCCCACGCCCGCGUCAUUGAUUUCUGUUCUGAGUUCAUCUGGUUUGGGUACGGCUUGCAUACACGCUUUGAGCAGUCCGCAACAGUAGGGGAGAAUGUGACAGCCGCUGUAGCCGCUGCAUGCGCGGCUGGCUCGCUGGAGAGCGCCGUAGAAUGGCUUGAGACCGGUAGAGCUGUGAUAUGGUCGCAGGUGCUGUCUCUCCGUGCGCCGCUUGACGAGCUACGAGAGGUCCAUCCCGUACUCGCCGGAUCGUUGGAGCGCGUCCAACUCCUGCUUCGGGAUACGACUUCGACCUCCUUCACUCGCUCUGAUGCGCCAAGUAGCGUUCCAGGGCCCGGUGUCACGGUCAGGACUGGUCUAGAACGACACCGUCAGCUUGUCGCCGAACACGACUCUUUGUUGAAAGACAUACGUAGUCGCGCAGGGUUCGAAGACUUCCUACGCCCGAAACGGUUUGAGGCGCUUCUCCCACCAAAGAGCCUGGUAGGCUCCGACACGUUCGUGUAUCUGAACGUGGAUGCAUCGCGAUGCGACGCUCUAGCGAUCCGAAGGGACGUAGUCAGCUUGAUACCUCUCCCUGACCUUACGCUCAAAAAAGCGAGCCAACUACGCGAACUCUGGUUAAGACGACUGAGGUCCUCUUCAAUCCGCGAGCGCACCACCGGCGCGUUAGAUGAGCUUGAUCGCGACGGUGAAGCGCAUCUGGAGCUUUCCCUCGAUCCCAGCGUCCCGCCUGUUCGCGCUUCGGCUGUCGUAGAGACGGAGAAGUCCCUCAAUCGUGUGCCAAAGCUCAUGUGGGACUGGAUCGUGAAACCAGUUCUGAGUGCGCUUGAUAUGCUGAAAUCCAAUGACGGCCGUCUACCACACGUAAUCUGGUGUCCCACGGGGCCUCUAGCACAAUUGCCUCUUCAUACAGCAGGGAUCUACGCCGAGCCCGACGGCCCUCGAGUGUUCAACUACAUCGUCUCGUCGUACACGCCCUCCCUUUCUGCGCUCCGGAGCUGCUACACGGGCGCCGCGAAGCGGAACUCGCUUCCGAACGCGCUGAUCGUGACCCAGCCCGCUUCGCCUGGGCACUCCCGGCUUCCCAACACCACCAAAGAGGGUACGUGCGUCGCGGACAUCAUGAGGGGCGCGCAACUGCCCAGCACGCAUUUGAACCAUGACCAGGCGACCGUGGCCUAUGUCCUCGGUAUAAUCGGCCAGUUCCCGUGGGUGCACCUCGCCUGCCAUGGUUCGCAGCGGCGCAACGACCCGACGCAAAGCGCGUUCGCACUGUACGACGGGCCACUGUCUUUGGCGGAUCUCAUGAGCACAAUCUCCGACGACGCAGAGCUCGCGUUCCUCUCUGCCUGCCAAACCGCCAUGGGCGACGAGAAUACGCCAGAGGAGUCCGCACAUCUCGCAGCGGGCAUGCUGGCCGUCGGAUUCAAAGGCGUCGUCGCGACGAUGUGGUCGAUCAUGGACGAAGACGCGCCCGUCGUUGUCGACGCGUACUACAAGAAGUUGAUCGAGUUGCGGAACUCUGGCGCGGUGGGCCGAGGGCAGACGGGUGCGGCGUAUGCGUUGCAUGAGGCUGUGGCGAAGCUGAGGGCCAAGGUUGGCGAGGGUAAGUUUGGGAGAUGGGCGCCGUUUGUGCAUUUCGGUGCUUGA
Peniophora sp. CBMAI 1063 is the source of this 3093-nucleotide messenger RNA. The record is from the annotation of a GenBank genome assembly. Lineage: Eukaryota; Fungi; Basidiomycota; Agaricomycetes; Russulales; Peniophoraceae.